This is a messenger RNA of Colletotrichum higginsianum IMI 349063, 1992 nucleotides long. RefSeq names its product C6 finger domain-containing protein. Lineage: Eukaryota; Fungi; Ascomycota; Sordariomycetes; Glomerellales; Glomerellaceae. The transcript has 2 exons. Gene Ontology annotation, biological process: regulation of DNA-templated transcription. The record is from RefSeq and is a predicted model, not a curated record. Gene Ontology annotation, molecular function: DNA-binding transcription factor activity, RNA polymerase II-specific; zinc ion binding. Bases 1 to 1992 code for a protein of 663 amino acids.
AUGGUGUACUGUGGCAAGCCUUCCAAGGGCUGUUCCAGCUGCCGCGAACGAAAGAUCAGGUGUGACCAAAAGGAGCCCGGCUGCGGCCAGUGUGAGAAGCGCCAGCAAGAAUGUCCCGGCUAUCGAAACAUCGUCGACCUGAUGUUCCGGGACGAGAGCUCCCAUGUCAUCAAGAAAGCCGCCAAAACAAAAGCCCGAGGCCGCUUGAAGAACCCGCAGGCUUCCAGUACAGCCCCGGGCGCCGAGCUGUCUGAAAAGGCACCAGCCGGCACCAGCACCGACCCUAAUAGCUCCGAUCCGAGCCCCAGACCAGCCGUCAAACCUGGUGCGCGUCGCCACUAUCCACCUCGCCCUCUGGCCGUGGUGACUCGGAACGUUACCUUUAGGCACCGACCACGCCAGGCUCGAUGGGCCUCCUCUUCCUCCGAAAGCGACGGUGACGACGACAGCCUGUUGCCCUCCCCCGAGGAGGAGACCUGGCCAACGACGCAGCAAGCAACGCUCUUAUAUUCGUUGUCACCAUCAUAUCAAGAACGCGGCACGGCCUUCUUCUUCUCCCGCUAUGUCUCCGUCGACGAGAACGCCUGCCACCAGAACUUCGACUUCAUCUUCGACGUCUGGCGUCCGGCCAGCAUACUGCCUGAGCGACAGGUAGAUGGGGUAUUGGCGAGCAUGACGGCUGUCGGGUUGGCCGGCCUGUCCCAUCUCACCAUGUGCCCCAAGAUGAUGGAUUGGUCGCGCAGGAGCUACGGCACCGCUUUACAAAUGACCAACGAUGCUUUGAGGAACCCUGCCGAGGCGGUCAAGGACACAACCAUGAUGUCCAUCCUCAUCUUAGGCACGUACGAGAUGCUCAGUGGCCGCAGCAACCAGACGGUUAGGGCAUGGCAAAACCACAUCAACGGCGCAUCUGCCCUGGCAAAGAUGCGCGGCCUCAAGCAGUUCAUGACAAGAGCGGGAGCUCGCAUGUUUGUGAUGCUCACGCAGAUCGUCCUCAUCAACUGCAUGCAGAAAGACAUGCCCAUGCCGCAGCCCCUGAUCGAGCUACGGAACCAGCUGGGUAUGUUGUCGGGUGGGAUGGAUCCCAACUGGCGACUGUCGGGCCCGAUAUACAAGGUCAUGCAGUUGCGAUACGACAUCAACAGCGGACUACUCAGCCAGCCGGCUGAUGUUAUAGAGCAGCUGACAAAGGUCGACCAAGAAUUUGCCGACGUCAUUGCCGAGCUUCCAGAGUACUGGAAGUACCGACCCGUGAGGCUUUCGACACCCCACCCAGCCGUUUUCGAUGGUCACCGUUGCGACGUGUAUCCGACUCUGGGUCUGGCCUCAACGUGGAACGGCGUCCGAUCCAUCAGAAUGAUGGUGCACGAGACCUUAAUCGGGGAGAUCAUCAAGUGCUUCCCCGACCGCCACAUAAUGGACUGGCCGUAUGAAGCGAAAUUGCAGCUGGCAAAAUCCGUCGAGUUGUUGGAGAGAUUACGAGACACAGUGAUAGCGAGUGUUCCUCAGCAUUUUGGCCUUGUCAACUUCAGAGACGCCAUGUCGGAAAGCGGCGCUUCGGCAACAGCUGUCAUCACGCCGAAGAAGGCGCCGGUCCGUAUCGUGUCAUCUCCGGCAACGUUCGCAUCGUCUCCUUCGCCCUCGUCUGCAGACGGCUCGACACGACGCCCGGUUGUUUUCAACGGUCCGACCUUGCACGAUCCGGCCCAUAUGAAAGGUCGCAGCGACAAUGCCGAGCGCUUCAUGACACUCGCUUCUGCAAGCAACACCAUUGUAUGGCCGUUGUACUUGGUUGGCGUAUCGUCGUGCGGCACGGAGGAGGUCAAGAAGUAUGUCGUCGAACGGUUGCAAGCAAUCCUCGAGGAGUCGGGAUUGCUGCAAGCACGCGGGGUAGCACUCAUGGUGCGGGACAAGGAGGUGUGCGUCCCGUGGUCCGAUGUGUACUGGGAUCGAAUGCCACAGACGCAAAUCCCACUCGACUUGCUUUUAUGA